Pieris napi is the source of this 1575-nucleotide messenger RNA. It is a transcript of the gene Tmhs, whose product is annotated as LHFPL tetraspan subfamily member 3 protein. The transcript is spliced from 4 exons. Gene Ontology annotation, biological process: sensory perception of sound. Bases 191 to 1027 code for a protein of 278 amino acids. NCBI's taxonomy places the organism in Eukaryota, Metazoa, Arthropoda, Insecta, Lepidoptera, Pieridae. The record is from RefSeq and is a predicted model, not a curated record. Gene Ontology annotation, cellular component: plasma membrane.
AAUUUUAGUUGUCGGUCUGUUUAGUGUUUAGUGUUGUGGAGUUUAGACUGCGCUUAGUGCGUUGAGCGUCGUGUAUAAGCGUACUUUAUUUUUAAGUUACUCUUUACUUCUAACAUGUGCAAAGAUAAAUAAGAUUAAAAAUUCGAAGAAUGUGCUCAUAGUGUUGUGUUAAUUAAGUUAAACUAUCGAUAUGGGUUCAAAAAUUGAAUACGUGGAUUCGUCACAUUUGUACGCCACAAAUUACGUUCGUAAUUCGAAAGCUAUAGGUGUGCUUUGGGCAAUAUUCACGAUUUGCUAUGCGAUUAUCAGCGUUGUGGCAUUCGUGACGCCAGAAUGGAUUGGCGAUCUUGAGACUGAAUACCCUAGAAAGUUUGGAUUGUGGCAGAUUUGUAGAACAGACGAGGUCAGCGAGGAUUGUAAAGGGAGGCUGGACGAAUUUAUAUCAAUAAAUGGAUUUGUUUUCAAAGUGACUACAGUGCUAGUGGCAGUAGCGGUAGCACUCGCUUUGUUUACAAUUUGUUCGUUGCUCCUGUUUUUCUUUUGUCAAUCAACCACCGUCUUUCACAUUUGCGGCUGGUUACAGUUGUUAUCAGCGCUAUGUAUGGUUGGCGGUGUGGCUGUGUACCCUGCCGGGUGGAAUGAAGCAGUGGUUCAGGAGACUUGUGGACCCACUGCUGACCAGUACAAUAUUGGUCGCUGCCAUAUCCGAUGGGCGUAUAUCCUUGCGAUAAUCGGCUGCCUUGACGGAAUUGUACUCGCUGCUCUGGCCUUCAUACUUGCCACCAAACAUGUACGACUGCAACCUGAUACCAGCUACCCAUCGCCUUCACUGUAUAAAGGCGAAGUAAAUAACGCAUAUGUGACUGACGCGACAUCUAUGGCUGGUUCGCGCAAAUCACUAGCGCUGCAACCGGUGUUGAUAAUGCACCCUCAUGCGCCACUAGAUGUCGACACAUACUCACAUUAUUCGGGACGGACUGCUCGCUCAAAACACGGAAUGUAUGCGAACUCUAUGCAUAAUUAUUAAUUUUGAAGACUUGCCGUUGUAUAAAAUAUUCUUUAUAAGUAAAUAUUAAAUGUUACAUUAAUAACUUUGGAGCUUACUUCUUCUUCCUAUUUAAAAUUUCUUGUUCUAAUAGAAAAAUUGUCAUUUUUGUUACAAGAAACUAAAAAUGCCCCAUCCCUGCCUAUAUAGAAUUAUACUUGGGGUUGGCACAAGCUGAAAAUGUUAUGAAAUAUUUAUGGUUUUACAUAAUAACUUUAAAUAAGUUUUUUUAUCUUAGUUUGAAAUGGAAUAGUUAUUUAUCAGUCUGUUGUUCAGUUUUAAUUUUUAUUCAAAAUUAAAAUCCUGAAACGAUUGUUUUAUAUUAUGUGUAAUUAAAUGUAAUUAACAAGUAAAGAUUAUUAUUGUUGUAAUAUAGAUUUAUUCAUGUAAAUAACUUAAAACAGAAUAUAAAUUAAAUGUUCUUAGAAGUAAAUGUAAACACCAUAGUUAGUACAAAAAUACUUUUUUGUCUAUUUUAGUUUAGCAACGAUUGUAAUAGUGGCUUAAGUAAAUAUAGUUUUCAGUACAAA